GCCGGGUCGCUGCAGGAGGCGUGGCCACCGCCUUCACAUUCACAGAUUUGGAGGACGAUGCCCUCCUCCAGCGCGUGGGGUCUCCUCCUGCUGGCAGGCCUGUGCUGCCUGGUGCCCCGCUCCCUGGCUGAUGGUCUCCAGGGAGAAGCUGUGCAGGAGACAGAUCCAGCCAAGCAGCAGCAAGCCUGCCACAAGAUCGCCCCCUACCUGGUUGACUUCACCUUCCACCUGUACCGCCAGGUGGCUCAUGAGUCCAACACCACCAACAUCUUCUUCUCCCCAGUGAGCAUCGCUACAGCCUUUGCCCUGCUCUCCCUGGGAAGCAAGGGUGAAACUCACACCCAGAUCCUGGAGGGUCUAGAUUUCAACCUCACUGAGCGAGCAGAGGUUGACAUUCACAGAGGCUUCCAGCACCUUCUCCACACGCUGAAUCAGCCAGACAGCCAGCUGCAGCUGAGCACCGGCAACGGUCUGUUCAUCAAAGAGGGUCUGAAGCUGCUGGACAAGUUUUCCGAGGAUGUCAAGAAUAUCUACCACUCCAAGGCCUUCUCUACCAACUUCGAGAACCCCGAAGAGGCCAAGAAACAGAUCAACGAUUAUGUAGAGAAGGGAACCCAAGGGAAGAUUGUGGAUUUGGUCCAAGAACUUGACAAAGACACAGUUUUUGCUCUGGUGAAUUACAUCGUCUUUAAAGGCAAGUGGGAGAAGCCCUUCAGUGCUGACCAGACCACCGAAGAAGACUUCCACGUGGAUGACCAGACCACCGUCAAGGUGCCCAUGAUGAAGCGCUUGGGCAUGUUUAACAUCCAGCACUGCAACAAGCUCCAAAGCUGGAUUCUCCUGAUGGACUACGUGGGCAACGCCUCCGCCAUCUUCCUCCUGCCUGACGAGGGGAAAAUGCAGCACGUGGAAGACACGCUGAGCCGGGAAUCCCUCAGCAGGUUCCUGGAAAAGAGAUACGCAAGAUCCGCCAGUCUGCACCUGCCCAAACUGUCCAUUUCUGGGUCCUACAAUCUGAAAACUCUCAUGGCUAAAAUGGGCAUCACCAAGGUCUUCAGCAACGAGGCCGACCUCUCAGGGAUUACAGAGGAGAUGCCCCUCAAGCUGAACAAGGCCCUGCACAAGGCCGUGCUGAACAUUGACGAGAAAGGGACAGAAGCUGCUGGGGCCACAGUCAUGGAGGCCAUCCCCAUGUCUAUACCCCCAGAUGUCCACUUCAACAGGCCCUUCCUUGUAAUACUCUAUGAUAAGAACAGCCACGGCAUCCUCUUCAUGGGGAAGGUGGUGAACCCCAAGCUGGGCUAACCGCUCUCUGGGCUCAGCCCCUUCCUCCACACCAGCCUUUCCCCACUCCCUGAAAUUAAAGAAGGGUCCG
This is a messenger RNA of Condylura cristata (star-nosed mole), 1375 nucleotides long. RefSeq names its product serpin peptidase inhibitor, clade A (alpha-1 antiproteinase, antitrypsin), member 1 (gene SERPINA1). Gene Ontology annotation, molecular function: serine-type endopeptidase inhibitor activity. The record is from RefSeq and is a predicted model, not a curated record. Gene Ontology annotation, biological process: negative regulation of endopeptidase activity. Lineage: Eukaryota; Metazoa; Chordata; Mammalia; Eulipotyphla; Talpidae. The coding region runs from base 58 to 1305 and encodes 415 amino acids. The transcript is spliced from 5 exons.